CCGCCAGAGAAAUACGGUAUGACGAUCUGUUUGUAUCUCAGCAAAAUUUCAUUGUUUACAUUGUUUGCAUUUUUUACGAUGAAUGCCAUCGAAAAUGAUUUAGAUCAUAUCGGCCGGAAUCAAAUAACCCAGAACGAAUUUUCGGUUGUUUGGUAAAGCAUGAACGGAGAUGUUUAAAGUCGUCUGAGGCGUAGUAGUCAUUGAAACUGAACAGAUGGAACUUGGGACGAGGAUGUACUCCGUGUCAUGUACAAAACAUCAUUUCGUACACAGGUGCUGGUGACUACAUUGACGAUAUCGUCACAGAAUUAGUAUUCGUGUAAGAAGCUGCAAUGGUGAAGUAGCUGAGGUUCAAACUAUUGUGGCUGAUGUUGACUUUGCUACAGAGGAGUGUUUCCAAAAUGUUGGGUUUUGUCGCCAACAAUUCCAGUCAUGGCUAGGCCUGCGAAUGGGUUUCCCCAUUAUAAUUGUUCCCUGUGUAGAAACACACGGUCAUUGGAGAUUCACAAUUUUAAAGGUGCACAUUCCCAGACAACCGCACGGCCUUCAGGAGAUUUUGAGCAUCUGCGGCAGCUAAGACCUUUGCAGCUAUUGCUGCGAUUUAGAGGCUAAUUCUAAUUGUCAGUGUUUAUGGAAGUUGGACAUUGUUCAUAUCCCAGAAGCUGAUUGUGAUGUCGAAACAAGCUUAGCCUCUAUGACCAUGCCCACUCGAAACAGAUAAGAAGCCAAUAGCAACUUCCGAAUACCGAUACUAGUCAUCUAGUUCUACGAAAGAGCAAAGUCCAAACACUCAAAGCAUCAGCCUUAGGGUUGAGAAGCAAAGAUGAAAGAUUCGAGAGGCUCAUCUCCAUGGAUUCGAGAUGGUCCACGGGUAAUCUCACACCCCAGCAUUGCAUGAUCGACCAAGAAACAUUGUGUUUUGCCAUUGGUUAUUCUUGAAAAAGUUAGGUCUCUCGAAAGAAAGCUCCGUCCUUAGUUUGAAUUGUUCUGCAUGGAAAAAUCGCAGAUCGAGGCUCAAAGAAUCCAGGUCCUUACCAAGUCAUGACUGCAAUAACAAAUCGUGGUCAGGUCUUGGACGUCUCGGACUAGUAUCACCAAAGUUCUUGGUUAGAUGUAUGUUUUUGAAACGUUUAUGGAGAGAAUAUGGCCAAGCACACCAAUGCAGUUCCUUGCUCGGCAUCCGUUCUUUUCAUUCAACCAAGCUUUUUGACUUCUGGCAGUAGUGGAAUUUUGUAUAAAGAACGUUCAUUCUCCCAGUGGAAUAUAUUUUUUUCAUCAUCAGCAUCUUCAGCAUCUUUUCUUCACUUCAUUUUAUCUUACAAUCUUUCCAUCUUGCGCCGGUCGCUUUAAAUUUAAUUACACAAACUAUCCUUAAUACUUUCCAAGUUCUUCAACUUUAAAACCAAUCAACCAAUCAACCAACCAACCAACUACCUUCAAAAUGCAAUAUACUUCAUCAAUCCUUCUUUUGGCCUUCGCUGCCACCAACGUCCUCGCCCACGGUGUCGUCACUGAAGUCCAAGGUGCCAACGGUGUUAACAUGCCAGCUCUCUCUGUCGCCGAUGGAACUCCUCGUGAUUGCCCAACCCCAGGUUGCGGUUCUGAGGCUGACACUUCCAUCCUCAGAGCUAAUGAGAUGGGUACUUCCAAGGCUUCUGCUCUUGGUCGCACUUCCACUGGUCCAGUCAGCGCUGCCAAGAUGAUCUCCAUGUUCAUGGGAGGUGAUGCCAACAGCACUGCCGCUGUUGCAGCUCGUGAAAUUCACGCUGCCAGCAUGCACAGACGCUCUCUCGUUGUCCGCGCCGCUGAUGGUGGUGCCAAGACUCCAUCCGGCACUUCAGAGACCGGUGUCAAGGCCGCUAUGGGUGCCGGUGCCACAUCUGGCAUGCCAACCUGCGCUGAUGAUGGAACUGUUAAGAUGACCUUCCAUCAAGUCAACCAAGAUGGUGCCGGACCAUUGACCGCAAUGGUCGACGCCACUUCCGGUGGAACUGACCCAGCUGCUUUCAAGAAGGCUGCAGUUACUCAGAACGUUCCAGGUAUCGGUAUCGGUGGUCUUUCCGCCGCUCAAACCACUGAUUUCCAAAUGGCUGUUCAAAUGCCAGCUGGUAUGACUUGCUCCGGCUCUGUCGGUGGCGCCUCCAACGUCUGUGUUGCCAAGGUCCAGAACAGCGCUCUCGCUGGUCCUUUCGGUGGAUCCGUUGCUUUCACCCAAUCCGCUGGUGCCAAGAAGCGUGCGAUCGAGUACAACCUCAGCAAGCGCCGCUUUGCCCGUGCUCUCGCUACCGAAUCCGAAUAAGCAUCUUCAAUAUGCUAGCAAUGGUCGAUAGUGGGUAAUGCACCCAAGUGGUAUGGAGAUGGAACAGGUUAUACGAUUAAUGGUUAUUAUUGGUUUAUAAGUGGCUCGGAAUUCCCUUUGUGUUAGAAAUUUCUUUUGUAUUGUGGUGGACUCUUGCUAGCGAUGGAGAAUGAGAUCUGCGAUUUCUUCUCCAGAGCUAGAAGAGUGGGUGGUCCUAUAGAUAUUGUGAUGAUGAAUUGACUUAUACUUUCCUUAUACACAUAAAGUCCUUUCAUAGAUGCUGAGCACGCUCAUUAUUUAAAUCUUAAUUAUGCUGAUCAAAA
Botrytis byssoidea is the source of this 2622-nucleotide messenger RNA. RefSeq lists its product as uncharacterized. The coding region runs from base 1442 to 2299 and encodes 285 amino acids. Lineage: Eukaryota; Fungi; Ascomycota; Leotiomycetes; Helotiales; Sclerotiniaceae. The transcript has 2 exons. The record is from RefSeq and is a predicted model, not a curated record.